Molecule: messenger RNA, 2644 nt
Organism: Larimichthys crocea (large yellow croaker)
Lineage: Eukaryota; Metazoa; Chordata; Actinopteri; Sciaenidae
Gene: psmd11b
Product: proteasome 26S subunit, non-ATPase 11b
Exons: 13
Coding region: 62-1330 (422 amino acids)
Molecular function (GO): protein binding
Source: RefSeq, a predicted model, not a curated record
GUGACGUAGCCGCCCCGCAGCGCACGCAGGUUUUCAUUCAGCAGCGUUUUGAAUAGGGAAGAUGGCGGCCGCAGCAGUGGUGGAGUUUCAGAGAGCUCAGUCUCUCAUCAGCACGGACCGCGACGCCUCCAUCGACAUCCUCCACUCGAUAGUGAGGAGAGACGUUCAGGAGAACGAUGAGGAAGCUGUCAGGGUUAAAGAACAGAGCAUCCUGGAGCUUGGGACGCUCCUGGCCAAAACCGGACAAGCUGCAGAACUCGGGGGUCUGCUGAAAUUUGUGAGGCCUUUCCUGAUCUCCAUCAGCAAAGCCAAGGCGGCCCGGCUGGUCCGCUCUCUGCUGGACCUCUUCCUCGACAUGGAGGCAGCGACGGGGCAGGAGGUGGAGCUGUGUCUCGAAUGCAUCGAGUGGGCCAAGGCGGAGAAGAGAACCUUCCUACGACAGGCACUGGAGGCACGACUGAUCUCACUCUAUUUUGACACCAAGCGAUACCAGGAGGCCUUGGCGCUCGGCUCCCAGUUGCUCCAGGAGCUGAAAAAGAUGGAUGACAAAGCUCUUCUGGUGGAGGUCCAGCUGCUCGAAAGUAAGACAUACCACGCUCUCAGCAACCUGCCCAAGGCCCGCGCAGCCCUCACCUCAGCCAGGACCACCGCCAACGCCAUCUACUGUCCUCCAAAGCUCCAGGCAGCUCUGGACAUGCAGUCAGGGAUCAUCCACGCAGCCGAGGAGAAGGACUGGAAGACGGCCUACUCCUACUUCUUCGAGGCCUUCGAGGGCUACGACUCCAUCGACAGCCCCAGAGCCAUCACAGCACUCAAAUACAUGCUCCUGUGCAAAAUUGUUCUCAACCUACCAGAGGAGGUUCAGUCCCUGAUCAGCGGGAAACUGGCCCUGCGAUACGCCGGCCGACAGACAGACGCCCUGAAAUGUGUCGCCCAGGCCAGCAAGAACCGAUCAUUAGCAGACUUUGAAAAGGCCCUCACAGAGUACAGAGCAGAGCUGAGGGACGACCCCAUCAUCAACACUCACCUGGCCAAGUUGUACGACAACCUGCUGGAACAAAACCUCAUCCGAGUCAUCGAACCUUUUUCCAGAGUACAGAUAGAACACAUAUCAGGUCUUAUCAAACUGUCAAAGGGAGACGUCGAGAGGAAAUUAUCACAGAUGAUUCUGGACAAAAAGUUUCACGGAAUCCUCGACCAAGGUGAAGGCGUCCUGAUCAUAUUUGAAGAGCCCCCGGUGGACAAAACAUACGAAGCAGCCUUGGAAACAAUUCAGAACAUGAGCAAAGUCGUGGAUUCACUUUACAACAAAGCCAAGAAGCUGACAUAGAGCAGAUUGCCACGGCAGUGCGAUGGAGGAACUGUGUGUGUUUUGACCAGCGUGUGUAACAUUUUAAAGACGGGGACGAGGGAGAGCAACGAAAAGUCCCACAAACUGCAACAAACAGGAUUCCCCCAUCAAACUCCCCCCUCCGCCUCCUUCUCCUCCUCCUCCUCUUCCUCUCCCUCAACGGACAAUUUCAUCACUUCUCUCGUUUCUGUUUUGUUUUGUUUUUUUGUUUUUUUUUUCCCUCUUAAUUUUGAUAUCUCUUCAGGAUUCUGUAUAACACUCAGCGGCCAAAUCAGGCCAUCAGGGAAUAUUGUACAACCACAAUAAAAAGAUUAAAAGGUUUAAGAAUACAUAUAUGUUUAUAUCUGCUUAUAGGGUUGGGCUUACCAAGCCUUGAGCUGACUCCACUGCAACCUCAAAGGUGCAACAUUGACCUCUGCGGCCUCCGACUGCGCUGCCGACUGCGCGCGCAGACGCGAGGCUCUCUCCUCCUUCUCGUCCGUAUCUUUCAGAAGCACACUGUUCAGUUUUUGGAAGGUUGGGAUACUCCUUGGGAUUCUGAGUUUUGGUCAAAGAGCUCCCUCUGUUUUUAUUUUUUUUUUCCCCUCACCAUAUCAAUGCCAACAGUUACGUACCCGCUGUAUUUCAGAUAUGUAUUAAACUCACUUUAUUUGUUUUUGGUUUUGUGUUUUUGUUUAAAAAAAAAAAAGAAAUUCAGAAGGUUGCCACGUCUGCCCGCCCUGCUUCAUGCAGACAGGAUGCCAUUUCACCACUAGUGCCACUUUUUGGGCGCUUUCUGUUUGCCUCCAGUGUUUUGGGUGCGAUACGAAAUCGAAAAGGGCGGAGGUGGAGAUGUAUCCAUCGCCUCUGAGCGUCUGAGGUUUCCCUGAGUGAGCAAUCCUCCAUUGUUAGUUCCUAGCACUAGCCUGGUAUGCUAGUAACCAAACAAUUUGUAUGGUUUUGAUUUGGUUUUAAUUUUUUUGUUUUGUUUUUUCUCUUAUAAAGACAUUUUCAAAAUAAAUAUUUUGUAUUUUAAGGAUUUUGUCUUGUCUCUUGCAACAAAAAAAACCUGAAUUAACUUUGAUCGGCCGCUCAGCUCUGAUAUUUGUUUUUCAGUACGAGGAUGAGACGUGUCUUUGAAAUGCACUUAUGAUUGAGAACGUGACCCAGAAAAUGUGUUGAAGGCAUCUACGCAGUUAGAAACAAUUCAAAUGACUCCACAGAAAAACAUGUUGACACUAUAAAAUACUGAAUUCACCCUGCUGCUAUAUCUGUCACACCUCACAUCAAAGGGCAUUAAAUCAGUUCAACGGA